AUGCCGCUCAAUUCGCUACAAGUCAUCGCCCUGGGUUUCGCAUUCGUGUUGACGCGUAACGCCAUCAUCCAAGCCUCAAGCGUCACUGGCACACCUCCCGGUUUCGCAAUUGGGACAACGGGCGGCGGCAACGCGACGGCUGUCUAUCCUACCACUGCCUCUGAGCUCGCUUCGUAUCUUGGCGACAAUGAACCUCGCGUCGUCGUUCUGAACCACGAGUUCGACUUCACCAACACCGAGGGUUCGACUACGGAGGAAGGGUGUCGCCCCAAGAACAACCUCGACUGCAUCGACAAAAAGAACGGCUUCCAAGGGCAAGACGCCAUCCAGCCAAGCUUCAGCAAGUGUGACGGCUCUACUGUUAAUGUGACGUACGACAAGGCAGCCAUCACCCCUCUCAUUAUUGGCAGUAACAAGACUCUGGUGGGCGAGGGUACCAAGGGUGUCCUGAACGGCAAGGGGAUCAUGGUCACAGGCAGCAACGUCAUCGUCCAGAACAUCCACAUCACCAACUUGAAUCCGCACGUGGUGUGGGGCGGUGACGCUAUCACCAUCAGAGGAAAUGGUAACACCGCACCGAAAGGUAUUUGGAUCGACCACGUGAAGGUCUCCAGUGUCGGCCAUCAGAUGGUGGCCAUCAACUUCUCCGGCGCCACUGGGGUUACGAUCAGUAAUUCAGACUUCGAUGGCACUACCAAGUACUCGUCAUCGUGCGACGGCCGCCACUGCUGGGGCUUCUUGAUCCUCGGUAAGCAGACGGAGAUGAGUUUGCUGGGGAACUACAUGCACAAGAUGUCGGGUCGGUUCCCGAAAAUCGGAGGGUAA
Messenger RNA from Phytophthora infestans T30-4, 825 nucleotides. Its product is annotated as pectin lyase, putative. Gene Ontology annotation, molecular function: pectate lyase activity. The transcript is spliced from 2 exons. The record is from RefSeq and is a predicted model, not a curated record. Bases 1 to 825 code for a protein of 274 amino acids. Lineage: Eukaryota; Oomycota; Peronosporomycetes; Peronosporales; Peronosporaceae.